GAAGUCGGUCAAACGAGUUAGUCAUUUCGCUUUCACGACCUGCAAAGUAAAUUACUUACAAAGUCGUCCUACGACUUGCUCAGUCGUUCGCGUGAGUGGGCAUAGUUGUUUUCCAUGACUAUAUCGUUUCUGCGAACUAGCUUAUUCGUUUCCACGGCUAACUAAGUCGUUCCAAGAAUUAGUUAUCUCGUUCCAACGAUGACAACAUUGCGCGGUGUUUAUAAAUAAGUUUGCAGUUACAGCGGUUUUCCAUUCGUGGAAAACCAUGGUGGUAAAUUUAGAAUUAAGGCCGUUUAUAUUUAGCAUCACUCUGGUAUUUUGAACCAUAAAUUACUUGUUUUAAAUUCGUAAAUAAUAAAAAAAAACAUUGGAAUAUUAUUGGUUAAUAUCUCUGUGUGUGCAUAUAACAGGGACGUCAUGGCCGGGGUUCCGCCCGAGGACUGGCAGUCCGCGCGUACCACGGUGGUGGGGUGUAACAAGUACAUGCUCGACAAUCAGCUGCACUGUGACGUCACAUUCCGCGUGGGGCGGGACAGGACACCCAUCAAGGCUCACAGCUACGUCUUGAUGUCGCGGAGCUGCGUCUUCUACGACAUGUUGACAAUGGAGUCGGCUGACGAGCAUAGAGAUAUAGAGAUUCCCGAUGUAGAGCCUCCAGUGUUCACUCAACUUCUAGAAUUUCUCUACUGCGAGAAAACAUCGGUGGACUCGACAAAUGUUCUAAGCAUUCUGCACUGCGCGAAGAAAUUCUCGGUUGUGGGUCUGGUUCAGAAAUGUAUGGAAUGUCUAAAGCAGUCUAUGAAACCCGACAGACUAACCGUCAUAAUGGAGAGCGCCCAUUCACUUGCAGACGAGGAUCUACGCACCAAAUGUCUUGCGAAGAUUGUACUUGACCCACUUCCGGUUUUCAAUGACGAUUCGGUCUCGAAGCUUUGCUCAGAAUGCUUAAGUGAUAUAAUCAAAUAUGAUUCGCUUCCUUUACUGGAGAAUGAUGUUUUCGAAUGUCUGCUCAAAUAUGCAAGACACAAGUGCACAGUCGACAAUGUGGAAAACACGCCAGAAAAUUUACGCCUUGCUGUCGGUAAUGCAAUAAACUUUAUACGAUUCCCAAUAAUGUCUUCCGAAUAUUUCACAGAAACAGUUGAACCAACUGGUCUUCUAACCACAAAGCAAUCGCUAACACUGUAUCGGUACUUCGCGCGAAAUAGAACUGGUGAUACAGCUGGUUUCGAAACGAAGGAGCGAACGCCGAUGCUGAAUGUUGGACGCUUUAAAAAUAUUGGGUCUGGCUGGGGUUACAAACGAAAUAAAAUGGACGCCAUCGUUUUCCAAUGUUCAAGAGACAUAUUGUUGAAAGGUAUCCAGGUGUACGGUACGGAUCAGGGUCCCGGUCAGCUAGCUAUCAACGUCCGACUCAUUCAGGAGUCGCACAGAGCAAAUCUGGCCACCAAGAAUGUCAUCUUGGAAACGGAUGGCAAACGAAAGGUUUACAAUAUUUUCUUCGAUGAGGCGCGUCACAUCACAAAGGAAAUCAAGUACAGCAUCGAACUCAUCGUCAAUGGGCCAACCACUUUCUAUGGUGUGGAUGGGAAAACCAGAGUGGAAUGUGAUGCAGUCCAGUUCACAUUUUCCAAAAGUGAUAAAGGUACCAACCCAACGGACGUAGAACGUGGUCAGGUUCCAGGCAUGGUAUUUCAAGUGUCAUCGGAGAUUGCCUAGUUUUCUUUUCGAACUACCGGUGGGUCAAGUUCAUCUUCUGAGGUUUGUCUCAUAUAUGACCAGAAUACGUCGUGUUGUGGACAAAUAAUGACAAUACAAAUGGCAUGAAAGCAGCAUGGCACAUAUUUCGCAAAACAUUAUUGACUCUUUUAUUGAAAACUUUCUGAAGUGUCCGCUCUACGUGAGAUAGAAAGAAUGAAACAAACACAAUUGAUUUGGCUUUAUUUACAGGUUUUGUUCCCUUAUAUUUUAAGGCAUUGCAAGCAUUCCAGUAACACAAAUGAUGUUAUAUUUGUAUUCGUUGUCAAAUGUUAGUGUUCAUGUACACACUGGUUUAAUAUGUUACAUUUCAAUCAUUAUCAUCCAUGGUAUCUACAUAUAACGGACCUGUCCAUUUAAAAUAACUGAGUGCAUGUUAACAUGGCAUAAAAUAAACAAGAGCAUCGCAUAACGGGUGCCACGCUCGGCUGCGGGUGCAGUUUUGAAUAAAUGAAAGCUUGUCAGAUUAUUUUUUUAGAGGUCACAGUGACCUUGACCUUUGACCUAGUGACCCAAAAAUGGGUGUGGCAUGUAGAACUCAUCAAGACGCAGCUUCAUAUUAAGUUUCAAAGUUGUAGGUUGAAGCACUUAGAUUUUAGAGAGCCAAUGUUCAAAACCUUAACAAACCUUGACACGGACGGCGGACACGACGAGCUGGCUAUGACAAUACCUCGGGUUUUCUCCGAAAACAGCCGAGCUAAAAAUGACUGGAAUGCCGUUAUAUAGUUGUAUUUCAUUAAUGCGACCUAAAAGAACCAACGUACCAUAACAAAUUUAAAAGCUGGACACUCAAUGAUCAUUUAUAAUUUAUGAAAAAUAAAACAAAUAUUUGAAAACUGACGUAAACGUAAGAAAGUUCGGGCUUCUUUUAAUUUUCAUAAUAACAUGGUUUAAUAUAACUUUUUAAGGUGACUUUUCAAAGUCAGGGACACAUUAUGCUCAAACUUUCCGAAAUCAGGGCCUGUGGUUAACAUUUAUGGACUCGGGAGUUUAACUGAUUCGGUUUGUAUACAUGUACACAAAUUCCGUACAUCUAUUCACUGCAAGUUCCGGACACAACGCAGUGUCCAAAUCUGGUAAUAAAGAGAUAACAUUAGGCGAGAACAUAUUGUAUUAUUACAACGUACAUAACAGCUGUCAAUUUUAUUUACAUAAUUGUUCGAUUCAAUAAAAAAUGCCGACAAAUUUUGUGUAAUGAUAUGGUACAUCUAUUAUAGUAUAUAAUAGUAUUAUUGAUUAUGACAUUGACCGACAAUGUAUGUUUGUAGAGAAAAAAAUAAAGGAAACCAUUUAGUAUAAAAGGACUGUUCUCAUAUACAGUUAGUUGUUCAGUUAGGAUAAACAUCGGAUUCAUUUAAGUGUGAAUCAUAGAGAAGGCCCAUUGGGGUCAAGCGGCCUGCCUUAUGUUUAACGUUUGGACUUGAAUAUCUUACAAACUUGAAACUCACUGAAUGUAUCUUCUUAAUCUGAAUAUUUUGUUUAAUAGCAGAAUAAAUCUCAAUGAAAACAUCA
Molecule: messenger RNA, 3270 nt
Organism: Dreissena polymorpha
Lineage: Eukaryota; Metazoa; Mollusca; Bivalvia; Myida; Dreissenidae
Product: BTB/POZ domain-containing protein 2-like
Exons: 4
Coding region: 418-1719 (433 amino acids)
Biological process (GO): neurogenesis
Cellular component (GO): cytosol
Molecular function (GO): protein binding
Source: RefSeq, a predicted model, not a curated record